CCGCCCGCUCCAUCUCCGGCCCCGCCCCCCGCCGUCCAUCCCGCCAUGGCGUCCGCCGGCGGCCCGGACACGGAGCGGCCGCACCCCAAGCCCUUCCUCAUCGGCGUCAGCGGCGGCACCGCCAGCGGCAAGUCCACAGUGUGCGAGAAGAUCAUGGAGCUGCUGGGGCAGAACGAGGUGGAGCAGCGGCAGCGCAAGGUGCUGAUCCUCAGCCAGGACAGCUUCUACAAGGUGCUGACGGCCGAGCAGCAGGCCAAGGCCCUCAAGGGACAGUACAACUUCGACCACCCCGAUGCCUUUGAUAACGAAUUGAUGCAUUCAACCCUGAAAAACAUUGUUGAGGGCAAAACGGUUGAGGUACCAACGUACGACUUCGUGACCCAUUCUCGGCUGGCAGAGACGACGGUGGUGUAUCCCGCUGAUGUCGUGCUCUUUGAGGGGAUCCUGGUUUUCUACAGCCAGGACAUUCGGGACAUGUUCCACCUGCGGCUCUUUGUGGACACAGACUCUGAUGUCCGGCUGUCCCGCAGAGUUCUGCGAGAUAUGAAGCGUGGGAGGGACCUGGAGCAGAUCCUCACCCAGUACACCACGUUUGUCAAGCCUGCCUUUGAGGAGUUCUGCUUACCGACAAAGAAGUAUGCGGAUGUGAUCAUCCCCCGAGGAGUUGACAACAUGGUUGCCAUAAACCUCAUCGUGCAGCACAUUCAGGACAUCCUGAACGGGGACAUCUGCAAGUGGCAGCGGGGGGCGCUGAACGGGCACGGCCGGACGUACAAGCGGCCGUUCCCGGAGCAGGCGGAGAGCGCCGCUGUGCUGGCGGCCGGCAAGCGCUCCCACCUCGAGUCCAGCAGCCGCCCGCACUAGCCCGGCACGGCCCCAGGAUUUGCCUCUGGUCCACACCAACACUGAAGACAACUUUGGGAAAGGACUUCCACGGAAUGGUUGGUGAAGUGCCCCUUAAGUCGUGCUAGCAGUGGAGGGGAUCCUGGUGGGAAUCCUCUCGCAGAGGGGAGAGGAAGGGGUUGGCCUUCCAUCCUGCUUCCCUCCAAACCCCUCCUUGUUCUCUCUGAGAAUUCUGGAGUUGUUACUUGGUGAACUGGUUAAAGGCAGUGUUACUUGCCUUUUUUUUAAUUUUCAGAAUGAGAUCUAAUGCUGAAGAUUCCCCUGAAAAUUAAGCACUAUCAGGUGACUAGCAAGAUACCCCAUUUCCCUGAUGAUGGUCGUCUGUAGCAGGAAAAUCAUCUGCCUCUUGGGUGUUUUUCUCUCUAUCCAAGACUAGCUCACAUGCUGUUAAUUUUAACAGGCUCUUACUCUUCUUCUUCACCUUGUUGGCACCUUGAGUUGUGGCCAUGCCAGCCUGUAGAGGCACCUCUCCUUUGAGAUAGGGAUGAGACAGAGACUGACUGGGAGAAAUGGGAACUUGCAGUUCACCAGGGGACAGGCCCAAGAAGUUUAGUGGUUCUAGUGAUUCCUAAUUUAUUCCUUUCCAAGCUCCUGAAUCUUGCUACACUGGUUAUUUUUUGUACCCAGUGUGCUUUACCACAGUUACUGAAUGUGUGAGCUCCAACUGGAUUGAGUUGCUCAUGGAAACAGAACCCUGACCUUGUCAGUAUUAGUGUCUUUUAGUGCAUUUCUGUACUGCUGGUUGCAAAUUCUGCUGGGCAGAAUCCGUCCACUUCCAGAGAUGGCUGGUGAGGUUGGCAAGGGGGGAAACUGGGAAUUGCAGGACCCUCCUCCUGCUGGCACUGGCAGCUGCCUGGACAUCCUCAGACAGGGUCAGAGCACUUGCCUUGCGCUCCAGCAGCUUCAACUCAAGAAUGUCUGGCUUUCUAAAAAGAGCAGACAAGAAGUACAAACAGUGAUAUCCCAGUUUCUGUAGUUUACCCCAGAUAAGUGAUACUGCAGCAGCAUGAAGAGUCUGUUAGAAAAAAAACUGCAAUGAAUUGCUGGUUGGACCUUUGAAAAUGUCCUUGUGAUACUGUUCUUAAGUCUUGACUUAAGGUGUAAUUUUGAGAAUGAGGGGGGAGGGAAAUGUUACUUAGAUGAACUUUUUAAUAUUUGGUAAUUUUCUAAAAGCAGGGUUUGGCUGUGUUGGUUGUGGGUGUGUCACUUUGGCUAAUAAAUAAAUGAACAGCGAUCAGAAA
Haemorhous mexicanus (house finch) is the source of this 2144-nucleotide messenger RNA. It is a transcript of the gene UCK1, whose product is annotated as uridine-cytidine kinase 1. Gene Ontology annotation, molecular function: kinase activity; ATP binding. Gene Ontology annotation, cellular component: cytoplasm; cytosol. The record is from RefSeq and is a predicted model, not a curated record. The transcript is spliced from 7 exons. Lineage: Eukaryota; Metazoa; Chordata; Aves; Passeriformes; Fringillidae. The coding region runs from base 46 to 864 and encodes 272 amino acids.